Aedes aegypti (yellow fever mosquito) is the source of this 1230-nucleotide messenger RNA. RefSeq names its product mitochondrial uncoupling protein Bmcp-like. Lineage: Eukaryota; Metazoa; Arthropoda; Insecta; Diptera; Culicidae. Gene Ontology annotation, biological process: transmembrane transport. The coding region runs from base 230 to 1216 and encodes 328 amino acids. The transcript has 5 exons. The record is from RefSeq and is a predicted model, not a curated record.
GACGUGCCCUUCGCUGUCAGUGCGGUGGAGUGAAAAAGUCAUAAAACCACCGUCUCCGUCGUCGUCGUCCGGAUUGCAUCCGACCAUCGGUCAGCAAAAAAGUGAUCUAAAAGAGAUUUAUCUCGAAUAUUAACGCCGGGUUUCGAGUUCUUGCCGCUGCUGGAAGUUUCUGGAUUCGGUUAACGUUGUUUGGUUGUACAGGAAAGUUUGGAAUCGAAGCCGAAACACGAUGGGAGAGAUUCGCGACUGGCGCCCCUUUAUUUAUGGUGGAGUGGCUUCAAUUACCGCUGAAUUUGGCACUUUUCCCAUCGAUACAACAAAGACGAGACUGCAAAUUCAAGGUCAGAAAAUCGACCAAUCUCACGCGGAACUCAAAUAUAGAGGCAUGACGGACGCUUUCGUGAAGAUUUCCAAACAGGAAGGCAUGAAGGCACUUUACUCUGGCAUUUGGCCCGCUGUGCUGCGGCAGGCGACGUACGGGACGAUCAAAUUUGGAACUUACUAUACGCUUAAGAAGGUGGCCAUCGAGAAGGGAUGGCUGGUGGACAAGUCGGGGAAUGAGAACGUUUGGUGUAAUGCCGGGUGUGCGACGAUUGCUGGAGCCGUUUCCAGCGCGAUUGCCAACCCGACGGAUGUGCUGAAGGUGCGCAUGCAGGUGCACGGGAAGGGCACCAACAACGCCGGCCUCGCAAGGUGCUUCAAGGAGAUUUACGUGCACGAAGGUGUACGAGGGUUGUGGAGGGGAGUUGGCCCUACGGCUCAACGAGCGGCUGUGAUAGCGGCAGUAGAACUGCCUGUAUAUGAUUUUUGUAAGUUGCAUUUGAUGGAGACAUUCGGCGAUCAAGUGGCCAAUCACUUUAUAUCGAGUUUCAUCGCGAGUUUGGGAAGCGCUGUUGCAUCGACUCCGAUCGAUGUGAUUAGAACGCGGCUGAUGAACCAAAGGAGGGUGCAGUUGCAGGUUCACAAUCUUGGUCCAGGAGGAGGCGGUGGUGGCGGCGGCCGAGGCGUUGCUGGAGGCGGUGGCUUAGCUGCUGUGGCCAAUCCUUCUUCACCAUCGGCCAAGAUCUACACCGGAAGCUUAGAUUGUGCCAUCCAAACGGUUCGGAACGAAGGUUUCCGAGCGCUGUACAAGGGCUUCAUACCGACGUGGGUAAGAAUGGGCCCGUGGAACAUUAUCUUCUUCAUCACCUACGAACAACUGAAGCAGAUGUACUAAAUGAGGCGCAGGGC